AGGCAUCAAAGUCCAAGCGUGAAGUCAUCUUCAAGCGUGCCGAGAAGUAUGUUCAGGAGUACCGUCAGGCUGAGCGUGAGGAGAUCCGUCUCAAGCGUGCCGCCAAGGUUUCUGGUGACUUCUACGUCCCUGCCGAGCCCAAGCUCGCCUUUGUGAUCCGUAUCAAGGGUAUCAACAAGAUUGCGCCUAAGCCUCGCAAGAUCAUGCAGCUCAUGCGUCUCAUCCAGAUCAACAACGGUGUCUUUGUCAAGCUCACCAAGGCUACAUCGCAGAUGCUCACACUCAUCGAGCCAUACGUCGCAUACGGCGAACCCAACCUCAAGUCUGUCCGCGAGCUUCUUUACAAGCGCGGAUACGGCAAGAUCAACGGCCAGCGCAUUCCUCUUACCGACAACGCCCUCAUCGAGGCAUCGCUCGGCAAGUACGGCAUCGUGUCCAUUGAGGAUGUGCUCCACGAGAUCUUCACCGUGGGCCCCAAUUUCAAGCAGGUCAACAACUUCCUCUGGCCUUUCAAGCUCUCCAACCCUCUUGGCGGCUGGCACGUCAGGAAGAUGCGUCACUUCAUUGAGGGCGGUGACUUUGGUAACCGUGGUGAGUUCAUCAACGAGCUCAUCCGCAAGAUGAAUUAGACAUCUCACUGCAUAUCCUCAUUGUCCAUAGCGAAGCCUUUACUUAUGCAUGACAGCUACUGCUUGCUACAUCCAUGUGGUCACUCGUGAUC
This is a messenger RNA of Protomyces lactucae-debilis, 721 nucleotides long. Its product is annotated as 60S ribosomal protein L7. NCBI's taxonomy places the organism in Eukaryota, Fungi, Ascomycota, Taphrinomycetes, Taphrinales, Protomycetaceae. Gene Ontology annotation, biological process: maturation of LSU-rRNA from tricistronic rRNA transcript (SSU-rRNA, 5.8S rRNA, LSU-rRNA). The record is from RefSeq and is a predicted model, not a curated record. Gene Ontology annotation, cellular component: cytosolic large ribosomal subunit. The coding region runs from base 204 to 629 and encodes 141 amino acids. The transcript has a single exon. Gene Ontology annotation, molecular function: RNA binding; structural constituent of ribosome.